CCGGCAGGGGAGGAGGUGGCGCCAUUUUGUUAGGUUCUCGGGAUUCAGUAGCGGAAGACGUGUGAGUGGGAUUAAUAAUAAUAAAGAAAAAGACGCUGCGGCGCUACUACAGCCUCUUGCCCCGGCCUCUACUGCACUUGGACGUCUGUUUUUUUUUUUUUGUGGCGACGUUUUGUUGGGUCCGCCAUUUAGACUUUUGGAGCUAUGGCAGAUGUUGACAAGCUAAACAUCGACAGCAUCAUACAGCGACUGUUAGAAGUUAGAGGAUCAAAACCAGGAAAAAAUGUACAACUUCAAGAGAAUGAGAUUCGAGGGCUCUGCCUGAAGUCUCGGGAAAUCUUCCUCAGUCAGCCAAUCUUACUUGAGCUUGAAGCACCUCUUAAAAUAUGUGGCGACAUUCAUGGUCAGUACUAUGACUUACUUCGACUAUUCGAAUAUGGUGGCUUCCCACCUGAAAGCAACUACCUAUUCCUAGGAGACUAUGUAGACCGAGGAAAGCAGUCUUUAGAAACCAUCUGUCUGCUUUUGGCAUACAAAAUCAAAUAUCCAGAGAACUUCUUCCUCCUCAGAGGCAAUCAUGAAUGUGCCAGCAUUAACCGAAUCUAUGGCUUUUAUGAUGAGUGCAAAAGAAGAUAUAAUAUAAAGUUAUGGAAAACCUUCACAGAUUGCUUUAAUUGUUUGCCAAUAGCUGCUAUAGUGGACGAGAAGAUCUUUUGCUGUCAUGGAGGCUUGUCUCCCGAUCUUCAGUCGAUGGAACAGAUCCGACGAAUUAUGCGGCCUACUGAUGUUCCAGACCAGGGUCUUCUGUGUGACUUACUUUGGUCUGAUCCUGACAAAGAUGUCCUAGGGUGGGGAGAAAACGACAGAGGUGUAUCUUUUACUUUUGGAGCUGAAGUGGUUGCAAAAUUUCUUCACAAACAUGAUCUGGAUCUCAUCUGCAGAGCUCAUCAGGUGGUUGAAGAUGGGUAUGAAUUUUUUGCCAAGAGACAACUGGUUACUCUGUUCUCAGCCCCAAACUAUUGUGGGGAAUUUGAUAAUGCUGGAGCAAUGAUGAGUGUAGAUGAAACAUUAAUGUGUUCCUUCCAGAUUCUAAAACCUGCAGAGAAAAAGAAGCCUAAUGCAAGCAGACCCGUAACGCCACCACGAGGCAUGAUCACAAAACAAGCAAAGAAAUAAAUAAAGCGCUUUCUUUUUGGACUUGUAUUAUAGUACAAAAUCUCAUUUUUUUUUAUGUGUAACGUGUCCUGGUUAGGUCCAUCUAGCUAGAUGUUUGUGGCUUUUUUUCUGCUUCCUUUUUAAUGAGUUGUAUUUGCUACUGCAGUCACUACUUUCUCAUCUGCGCCUUUUUCUAUUGGAAAGCACAUAAGCCAUUUUAUCUGCUAAAUUGCAUCCCUUCUGUCAGUGUUACUGUACACUCCAAAACUGUAAGCUUCAUUAUUCCCCUUUAUACAGUAUAUCUACAUGAACUAUAAGGCUUUAGUAAAUACGUAAAGAGGGCACUCAUGGGCUAGAGAGAGAAUGCCGUGGCUAAUUUACAUAUUGUUUAUUCAAACCACUGUGAACCUUUUUUUUUUAAAAAAAUUUGUUUUAAAGGGAUUUUUUUGUUGUUAUGUUCUCGCUUUGUAUAGCUGUCCAUCUUAGAUUUCCCUUGACUUCGCCAGCAUCACUGACUCGAUGUAUAUUUAAUUAAAGCACAUUUCCCAUACUGUAUACUUUAAAUGAAAUGAAAGCCAUUAUUUUAAUUGUUCUACUUCCUACAACCUGCAUUGUCAGUGUAUUGCUCAUGUCUUCCAUAGGUAUGGAGAUGGCUCUGAAAAUGUACUGUCUGCAUGGUUUAUUCAAAUAAAGUGAGGAUGGUUAUUAAGACAGAACAAUGCACUUCCUAAUGGCAUUACAUUUCUUUUUCUUUUUAUAUUGUAAGAGGGGAAUAAUUCCACUCCUCAACUUGCGAAGACUUAGGAAAUGCCAAAGGUGUCACUUAAUGUUUGCUGGUAUCAUUUUGUUUUCUUAAUAAAGAACUUUUGUUCGA
Molecule: messenger RNA, 2029 nt
Organism: Xenopus laevis (African clawed frog)
Lineage: Eukaryota; Metazoa; Chordata; Amphibia; Anura; Pipidae
Gene: ppp1cc.L
Product: protein phosphatase 1, catalytic subunit, gamma isozyme L homeolog
Cellular component (GO): membrane; nuclear speck; midbody
Molecular function (GO): hydrolase activity; protein serine/threonine phosphatase activity
Source: RefSeq, marked provisional